AUGGCGUCAAGGUUACUGCAGGUGUGCGGGGCCCUGCGAGGCCUCAGCGCGGGCCGGAGUCCCCUGGGCCGGGGGCCGCUGCGCCUGACAGGGGCCGCCUGCUCCAUGGGCGCCGGAGGUAUUCCCAGUGAUGAAGAACAGGCUACAGGAAUGGAGAGGAAAACCAUGAAAGCUUUAGAGAAGGGGCUGGAUCCUUACAACAUGCUACCACCCAAACGAUAUGCUGGAACAAAGGAAGACCCCAACAUAGUCCCUUCAAUUACAGACAAGAGGCUUGUGGGCUGCAUCUGUGAAGAGGACAACAGCACUGUGAUCUGGUUCUGGCUGCACAAGGGAAAUCCCCAGCGCUGCCCCUCCUGUGGAGCCCAUUACAAGUUGGUUGGCUACCAAUUGCCCUGA
Messenger RNA from Podarcis lilfordi (Lilford's wall lizard), 399 nucleotides. NCBI's taxonomy places the organism in Eukaryota, Metazoa, Chordata, Lepidosauria, Squamata, Lacertidae. The record is from the annotation of a GenBank genome assembly.